AUGCCCUCACUUCUCGCUACGGCAGUCCAGUCGGCAACACUCAAAGCCUCCGCCAAUUUCACCGCCCAGAUUGUGAACCAGCACAGGCAAGCCGGCGCGCCUCCGCUUGACUGGCGCCGCGUCGCUGAGUUUGCGACAUUCGGCUUCAUCCAAGGUCACAUCAACUACUGGUGGCAGCACUUCCUUGAGGACAGAUUCCCCAAUUCUGCGACCAGGUCAGCGCACAAAGCAUCAUCAUCAACCGUUGAAAAGGGGGAGGCAAAGCCGGAAAAGCCGGAGAAACCCGUUAUUGCCACUAAACCGCCCGGCGGAAAGAAUUACUUCAAUGUUGCUCGCAAGCUGGUGAUCGACCAGACUCUCGGCCUGUUCAUCAUGAACUCGGCUUUUCUGAUAAUCACGUCGAUUUUACGAACAGGGAGUGCGGCCAUCACUUAUCAGAUCUGGAGCGAGAGGAUAUUCGAUCUUAUCAAGGCAGCUUGGAAACUUUGGCCACUGGUGGCUUUCUGCAACUUUGCCUUCGUCCCGGUUGGGUACAGGGCACUCGUAGGAAUGACGGUUGGGUUUGCGUGGAACAUGUUCCUCACGUUUUUCCUGUUAUAA
Messenger RNA from Colletotrichum truncatum, 600 nucleotides. RefSeq names its product integral membrane mpv17 pmp22. The record is from RefSeq and is a predicted model, not a curated record. Gene Ontology annotation, cellular component: membrane; cytoplasm. NCBI's taxonomy places the organism in Eukaryota, Fungi, Ascomycota, Sordariomycetes, Glomerellales, Glomerellaceae.